AUGGCUGCUGGAAGGUUACUGCUCUACACGGGCCUCUCGCUAGCGCUCUGCGCCCUCGGCAUGCUGGCCGUGGCCAUCUGCUCAGACCACUGGUACGAGACGGACGCCAGGAAGCACAGGGACAGGUGCAAGGCCUUUAACACCCGCCGGGUCGACCCUGGCUUCAUUUACAACAACAACAACAACUUGCCGCUUCGGGCCAGCCGUUCGCGCCUGGACCGCUGGGAGGGUAAACUCCUCCGGGCCCGGAAUCGCCGGCAGCUCUUCGCCAUGAGCCCCGCAGACGAGUGCAGCCGGCAGUACAACUCCACCAACAUGGGCCUCUGGAGGAAGUGCCACCGGCAGGGCUUCGACCCAGAGAUCGAGGCCCUGAUUCGGAAAGGGGAGAUUGAGCGGUGCACGUACAUCAAAUACCACUACUCCUCAGCCACCAUCCCCCGGAACCUCACUUUCAACAUCACCAAGACCAUCCGCCAGGAUGAGUGGCACGCCCUGCACCUGCGCAGGAUGACGGCCGGCUUCAUGGGCAUGGCGGUGGCCAUCAUCCUCUUCGGCUGGAUCAUCGGUGUGCUGGGCUGCUGCUGGGACCGAGGCCUUAUGCAGUACGUGGCAGGGCUUCUCUUCCUCAUGGGAGGAACCUUCUGCAUCAUUUCACUGUGCACCUGUGUGGCUGGGAUCAACUUUGAGCUGUCACGCUACCCACGCUACCUGUACGGACUCCCCGAUGACAUCAGCCACGGCUACGGCUGGUCCAUGUUCUGUGCAUGGGGGGGCCUGGGCCUCACGCUAAUCUCGGGAUUCUUCUGUACCUUGGCCCCUUCUGUCCAACCUGUCCCGAGGACCAACUGCCCAAAAUCCAGACCCGAGAAUGGGACAGUGUGCUAAAAAAAACAAACUCAUACACACACACACAUAUAUAUAUAUAAAUAUAUAUAUAUAAUAUACAUAUAUACAACAAAACUAAAUCAACAUGAUGCCAGUGCCAAGGUCGAGUUGAGUUGGCUCAGGCACCCGCAUCUCGUCUGGACUUUGUGUCAUCUCAUCACCGAGAUGGGGAAGGCGUGCCCAUCCUGUGGCUCUUCCAUCAAUUCUUAACUUUUGGCUCCCUGGUUUCUGGAAGACAGAGUGAACAUCCCCAUUCGAGGUCGUGUCCUGAUUCCCGUCACUCACAAGGAUGGGGUGGUGGGCUGGGAAGGGACGGUGCCUGGGGUCCAAAGCGGCACAGGUGUCGAGAAGGAAGUACCAUCCACUGGGCCAACAGGAGGGGACACCACCCCAUCACCGAUCAUCUCACCGAGAAACCCCGCCCUUAGUUCAUAGAGUGAAACCAGAUCUUUGAGGCCAUUCACAGAACCACUUCUCCUGCUCGUCCUGUUCUGAUUUCCUUCCAGCCUGACCAGUGACACACAAGGAGUGGAAGAGAAAACACACCGAGAAGGACGUUUCCUCUUCGCUGCCAAACUUUCGGACCAAGUUUCAGAGGUGGGAAGGGGGAGAACACAACGUGCUGAGAGGCAAGACCCGCAUCACUAACAGGACGCUUCAGUGGAUGCUCAGAAAACCCAGUCUUACCUUCCAGCUGCCUUACACCCAGUUAAACAAGAGGCUGCCCUGCCCCAAACCCCACUUCCCAGGCAGAUUGGAGCCUUGGAGUCACGCUGUGAUGUGUGUGUGUGUGUGUGUGUGAUGUGUGUAUGUGUGCGUGUGUGUGUGUGACUACUUUGAGUGGUUUCCUUUUUUCUUUUCACCUUUUAAAAUGGAAAUAUUACAUUAUGACUGUUGUCUAUUAUUUGUGGUGGUUCCACGGCCCAGGACGGAGGCCCCGAGACCUAGGAUGCACCAUAAGGGGCAGGCCUCCAUGGGUGCUGGCUCUGCAGCUUCAAUCCCUGGAGUGUGAGUGUGUGUG
This is a messenger RNA of Vicugna pacos (alpaca), 1906 nucleotides long. NCBI's taxonomy places the organism in Eukaryota, Metazoa, Chordata, Mammalia, Artiodactyla, Camelidae. The record is from RefSeq and is a predicted model, not a curated record.